Messenger RNA from Lates calcarifer (barramundi perch), 2934 nucleotides. RefSeq names its product programmed cell death 4a (gene pdcd4a). Gene Ontology annotation, biological process: negative regulation of DNA-templated transcription. The record is from RefSeq and is a predicted model, not a curated record. Gene Ontology annotation, cellular component: nucleus; cytosol. Lineage: Eukaryota; Metazoa; Chordata; Actinopteri; Centropomidae.
CUUUGCAAAGUUAAAAACAGACUUUGUUUAUCUUGCAGGCUGUUUGCUGAAAUGCCUUCCGACUAGUUUACCUGCGCUCCUUCCCCACUCCGUUUAAUUCUUUUACUCUUCCCAGCCGGAAACGCUGAGAGGAGUGUUAAACUCGUGCAUUUAUCUCCUUCACUCCUCAGCAUUUCUGUCUCUUUGUAAUUCAAUUUCAUCAAUUUUUUUUGUUCUCCUCAGCUGAGACCGUGCAGCACGAAGACAAGCGACAGAAGGACUUCAGUUUUUUCCUCAUACAUCACGUGCCAUUUGUCAAAAGACUGUGUUAUAAGACAUAGCUCGCUCUGCAGACGUUUGAUUUGCAGUUUUUGGGGGGAUUUGAAGGCAGGAGGAGAGCACGGUGAGGAUUUUUUUUUUUAAUCGAGCAUUUGGAGAGUGCCAUGGCGACCGAAGUGGAUACGUGGUCCAACGCUCCUCAGGCCGACGGGAUGUUCUCCUUCGAUGAGAACCUGCCAGAGGCGAACCGUCCCUACAGCGAUGACGACGACGUGUUGAACGAGGCCGAGGUGAAUGGUAACUGGACGCCCCAGGAGAAAGCUCUCCACGAGGCGCGGCUCAAAGCCAAAGCCAAGCGUCGUCUGCGCAAGUCCUCAUCCCGCAACUCGACCAGCGAAUCCAUCUCUGAGUCGGGAGAGUUGGCGGGAGGUGACCCACACAGUCCCAAAGGCAAAGUCAACACCAACGACCGCAAAUCCAGGACGGGCAAGGGCAGAGGACUGCCAAAGAAAGGUGGGGCAGGUGGUAAAGGAGUCUGGGGGGCUGCUGGGAUGGUUUAUGAAGAUGAGGAGCCUGAUGUACGGGACCCCAACUAUGAUGAAUCUGCCCAGGGGGACACAGUUUAUGCAACAGUUGUCCCGGAGGUGGAUGAGAAGGAACUGGAAAAAAUGGUCAACCCAAUUGUGCAGGAGUACUUUGAACAUGGAGACACAAAAGAGGUCCAGAUGUUGCUGAAGGAGCUCAACCUGGGCCCCCAUAAAUAUGAGUUCUCCUCCCUGGCCGUGUCCCUGUCCCUGGAAGGAAAGGCCAGCCACAGAGAGCUGACCUCCCGCCUGCUCUCUGAUCUGUCGGGCAAGCUGCUGUCACAAAGUGACAUGGCCCGAGCUUUUGACAAGAUGCUGAAAGAGCUGCCAGACCUCAUACUGGACACGCCUGAGGCUCCACAGAUGUUAGGCCAGUUCAUAGCCAGAGCCAUAGCGGACCACGUCCUCCCCAUGUCUUUCCUGGACUGUUACAAGGGCAAAGUGGACUGUGAUCAUGCCAGAGUGGCUUUGGACCGUGCUGCAGUGCUGCUGACCAUGAAGAGGGAGAUGGUUCGUUUAGAUAAUGUGUGGGGUGUGGGCGGAGGCCUGAGACCCGUCAAACAUCUUGUCAAAGAGAUGAACCUUCUGCUCAAGGAGUACCUGAUAUCAGGAGAUGUGUCGGAGGCAGAGCACUGUCUGCGGGACCUUGAAGUCCCUCACUUCCACCAUGAGCUGGUCUAUGAGGCUAUAGUGAUGGUGCUGGAGUCGAAGGGGGACACUGCCAGUCAUAUGAUGAUAAAGCUGCUGCAGUCCUUCUGGAAAACAGGUCUCAUCACUGUGGAUCAGAUGAACAGGGGUUUCCAGCGUGUCUAUGACGAACUCCCUGAAAUCAGCCUUGAUGUCCCACAUGCUCACUCCAUCAUGGAAACCUUUGUGGACCUCUGCUACCAGGAGUCUGUCAUCACCAAACAGCUGAGGGAUGCUUGUCCCUCCAGAGGGCGAAAGCGUUUCGUAAGCGAAGGAGAUGGAGGAGUGAUCAAGAACUAAUCCACCAGAGGAAGAGGAACAGCAGCAGGAGGAAAAGGAAGGGUGUCUACAGGUUCCUAACACCCUGUUUCAGCUCCAGCAUGUUUUCCUGAAAUCAGCCAUGCUAGCAGUCUAAAGUUUCCCUGUUCCCCUCCUGAUAAGGUUGUCAUCACACAAACCAGCGUUGACGUUCGGUGAAAGUAGACUGAAGAGUGGCCUGGGCGUUCAGUUCCCUUCAUCUUGUUCAUCACUGUUUUUGACAUUUUUGUAAGAAAAUUCUUUAUUUCUGGGGUUUGAUGGGCCCUUCUUGCCUCAGUCUUUGUACCUGUUUGUCAAGAAUAUUGAGAGCCAGAGCUGCAGACGACAGACAGGUGGACAGGUUGGGUUUUGUGGGAGAUGAGUUUUGGGUGGUUUGUCUCUUGCUUUGCUUCACCUGUUGCCACAUCUCCAUUUUUUUCCAUGUUAUGCGAUAUAAAUGAAAAAAAGCACUUAAAAGACGGAGUAUACUGUACAGUCAGCAAGCACUUAGUAAUUUAGCUCAACAAUAAGGAUCUAAACUUUUUUUAUUUUUCAAACAUGAUUUGACAUUAUUUCAAGGACACCAAGCUUUGUAUCUUCUGGUUCCAGUGGCUUUAUUGAUCCCUCAUGAACAGGAUUUUUUGUUCUUUUUUUUUUUUUUUUUAAAUCCUUGUCUCUGAGGCCACAUCUUCACUUUGUAAAGCACAGCAAUCAAAGCAAGAGGUGUUUGAGCUCUUGUUUGGGUGUUUAAUUGCAUAAGGGCAAAUAUACUUUUGAAGCCCUUUAUGAAAAUAAGAAUAAAUCUGGGUUAACGUUUGUAAAAAAAAUAACUGAACAAGCAAUUUUUUGAGCAUUAAGACUUGUAAUUAAUGUAUCUUCUGGACAGGUAACCUUAAAAUACAAAGCCAGACUUCCUCUAGAAAACAGAAUUAAUCUGGAAAUUGUCUUUAAGCUCGGAAUCUGUUUAAUACAUCUGUGAAAAGACAACCCUGACAUGUUGGGUGUAUUCAGAUUGUUUUUGCCACUGUCUGUUAAAGUUUUCCAUGUUGACCAGAGUUAAAGAUGUGGAUAAGAAAUAUAUUUCAUUAAUUAAAAAAAGGCAACAAAA